AUGGCUGUUGUACCGCGACCUUACACUCCGCGGUCUGGAGAUUCUGCCGACAGUGAGGACGGUACGGCAAUAGUGGGUGCAUCACGGAUUAUCUUGAUGCCCGUGGAUGGAAGCGAACAUAGCGAGAGGGCAUUUAUGUGGUACUUGGAUAAUAUUAUGAAACCGGGGGAUGGGUUAUACUUAACUCAUAUCGUUGAACCAUUGUCGCCUGGAAUGAAUUACUCACUUGCCAGCAAGUCACCAGCAAUGAAAGAAGACUUCACUCGACAUAUAAAUGAACUAGUGGACACCGGACGAUCUUUGAAGAGUAAAUUUCUAUCUCGUUGCGAAAGUCAGCAGCUCCAAGCCAGAUUUAGCAUUCACGUGGGCACAAAGCCGGGUGAACAUAUUGUCCGAUUGGCACAAGACCAAAAUGCCCACAUGAUCAUCAUCGGAAACCGCGGAAUAGGAAGUAUGAAAAGAGCGUUACUUGGAAGUGUGAGCGAUUAUGUCCUGCACAACGCCAAGGUACCCGUGGUGGUCGUGCCACCGGUGAAAGUGUCCAAAAAGAAGUAA
Messenger RNA from Dicrocoelium dendriticum, 555 nucleotides. NCBI's taxonomy places the organism in Eukaryota, Metazoa, Platyhelminthes, Trematoda, Plagiorchiida, Dicrocoeliidae. The record is from the annotation of a GenBank genome assembly.